Molecule: messenger RNA, 2227 nt
Organism: Vanessa atalanta (red admiral)
Lineage: Eukaryota; Metazoa; Arthropoda; Insecta; Lepidoptera; Nymphalidae
Product: H/ACA ribonucleoprotein complex non-core subunit NAF1
Exons: 5
Coding region: 234-1625 (463 amino acids)
Biological process (GO): ribosome biogenesis; box H/ACA snoRNP assembly; pseudouridine synthesis
Cellular component (GO): sno(s)RNA-containing ribonucleoprotein complex
Molecular function (GO): RNA binding
Source: RefSeq, a predicted model, not a curated record
CAAUUGUCAUUUUAUACGAAUAGUAGUGUCUGUUUUUCUGCAAUUUCACGAUUCUACGGUUUGUUUUAAUUAAGUCCAAAAAGUGAAUUUAUGAUAUAAUAUCGUCACAAUUUUUUAUACAAAUCAUCGCCGAAACGCAAGUUUACAUUUUUAUUAUAUAAUAGCUAUAAUAGAAGCAGUACAAUAAAUUCUUAGCAACAUAGCCGUCCACGCGGAAUUGUUUGUUCAUUGUAAUGGAAAACCUUGAUCAAAGUAACAAUAAAAACGUGUCGCUCAGUUUAAUUGCCGAAUAUGGCUCGGAAUCCGACUCGGAGGAUACGAGAUCGAAUGAUAAUACAGGAAAUGAAGAUUCAGAUGCCGUGGAACUCAGUGAGAUGGUAUUGAAGAAUAAUAUUAUUAAUGCCUGUGCUCACGGGCCGCUAUCGGAAGGUAGUGAGAGCGACGUGGGGGUAACGAGACAUAUGAUAAUAGACAGCUCCGAAAGUGGAGUUGUAGAAUAUGAUGUAACAGAGUACAGGGACGCAGACAGUGAUUCGGACUCCAGUUCAGAUGACUCUAGUGAUAGUGAUGUAGAUUCAGUUAAAGAUAUUGAAGAAUUAUCUAGCGGAGAUGAACUGGAGGGUAACAAUCGUGGCAAGCUCGAUCCUCUGAAAGUACAUGGAGAGUUAGGGCUGGAUGACUUGCCACCUAUAGAAGAUCUUGCCAUUAGCCUCCCAGCACAGGAAACAACUAAAAUUGGAACCAUUGCCAGUGUAGUUGAUAGAUUAGUUAUAGUUCGGGCAUUCCCUGAGACUCCAGCUGUGGAUUUGGAUAGCAUUCUUUUUCUAGAAAAUGGAGCAAAAGCAUUAGGAAAAGUGUUUGAUGUUUUUGGACCAGUAACAGAGCCACAUUACUGUGUACGUUUCAACUCCCUGGAGCACGUGAAGGAGCGCGGCGUGCAGGCCGGUAUGGAGGUGUUCAUCGCGCCUCGCAGCCAACACACUAAUUAUGUCUUCCUCACCGAACUUAUGAAAGUAAAAGGAUCUGAUGCAUCAUGGUUGAAUGAUAUCGAACCCCCACCCAACCACAUUGACUAUUCAGAUGAUGAAGAAGAAAGAAAAGCUAAUAAAGCAAAGAAGGAUCAACAAAAACAAAACAAGCAGCCUGAUUCGAGUGAUAAUGGGGAAAAUUCUAAAAACCCUCCACCUAGAAAGAUGCUCGAAGCGAGGCGCAAUCACCGACCUUCAGACUCGAGCAGUAGGUUUGGGGGUUCAAGUCGUGGUCGCAGUUCGGUACCACCCGGUUUUAGACGGAAUCCUCCUCAUUUCGCAAGACCUCAAAGACCAUGGGACGAUCAAGAGAUGAGAACUCCUCCACCGCACCCCAAUGUAGACCCUGGUGGUCCAUAUCUCGCUCCCCCAACGUUCAAUCCCAUGUAUACGCCCUUUAAUCCUGUAACACCACCCCCAUAUGUGAUGAAUAACAGACUGCCAUUUGGUAGAAAUCCAAGAAUGCAUGGAAUGCCCCCAAUGAAUAUGCCUCCGCCUUUCAGACAGAAUUUGCCUAUAUUCGGUUCUAAUUAUUGCAACAUGCCCGGACCACUGCCGCAAUGGGUCCAUGGCCCACCCCCUCCCCCGGGCACGUAAUUACACGCAGUUUUACAGUUCAGAAUGUAUAAAUAAAUAUAUUUAGUCAAUAGCUAGUGCUGUGCUAAACAAUACUGGUUUGCUUAUCCAAAUAUCUAUAUUUAUAAUUAAUAAAAACAUGGUAAAGAGUGAAGCUGUUUUUAUUUAAUUACUUUCAGUGUACUUAAAUAAAAUAAAGAUAAAAUUGCAAUAAAAUAUACACUUAUAACACUGAACUGUAAUGGAAAGGCAUAAUGUAUAAACGGCUUGCAUCAUCCUUAUCUUCGUGUAAAGUUUACACAAUAUAUAAUAUGAUUGCAAAGUUUUAUUUAUAAGAUGCGAGGUUUAUAUUAACUAUAACUCGCAUUUUAUUUAAGAUUACUAAGAUUUUGUAUUAAUAAAAGUACCAUAAUUAUUUAAAAUUAGUUUUUGUUCUUUGGUAAGAAUCCUUACACUAAUUUGAUAGAAUUAAAAUAUAUUGCUAUCUCAUGUUUGGGGCUAAAAUAGGGAUAGUACGUAUUUAAUUUUUAUCAAAUUGGAGAUUGUGUACAAGAGAGUUGGUACCGUUUUCUAAAGUUGUGAAUUAUAUCUGGUUAUACACUUAUUAUAUUUUUUUAAAAAUA